CUAAACUUUACUAUAUCCAAGAUUUAUGUCCGUUACGGAUAAGUAGAUUGUGUGCGAAACGUACGUCACCAUGAUUGAAGACGUGCCUCGAAAUGAAAGUUGGCGAUCGCAUUUCGGAAUUUGCAGACGUGAUGAGGAAGGGGGGAGGGGGUUCUCCUGUGGGAAAGUCGAGUCCAGCUGUGCUUGGUCGAAGAUGAAUUUACACUCAUGCUAAGAUACUAUCAGAAAGAAUAGAUUGUUUCCUAGGUCUGUCCGUUUGAGCACAUUAUUCUAUUGAUACAAUGAUAGGUAAAUCUGAAGGAGCUUCGUUGUCGUAUUCCGAGGCCUUAAAAAUCAUUGAGGCAGAAGCAUCUAAGUUAUCAUCUUCAUCUACCAAUAUCGAGGAGCUCGUCCCUUUGCCAUUGUCGCUCAAUCGUAUCUCAAGUCGCAAUUAUGUUAGUCCCGAGUCAACACCUAAAUUCGACACAUCGGCAAUGGAUGGAUAUGCACUAAACUCGGAGGUUGCAGCAACUGCGUCGCCUGAGGAGCCAGUGAGAUUCUGUGUCAUGGGAACGUCGGCGGCCGGUGAUUCCCCUGUUGAAGUUCGCGGCGAGCCUGACGGGGAUAUAUAUCCGUGUGUGGAGAUCAUGACAGGAGCUAGGUUCCCGACCUGUGUGGAUCGAAGAGAAUUUGACUGUUGCGUGAAAGUGGAGGAUACGAGGAUGGAACCUGGAGGGAAGAUUAUCCAAGUGCUGAAACCUGCUAGGAAAGGCAUGAAUCGAAGAUUUGCGGGAACCGAUUUCCAGCAAGGGGAUAACAUUAUAGAUGCUGGAGACUGUGUCAAGAUCAAUCAUCUGAUGGCACUCGCGUCUAUCGGCGUUGAGAAGAUUGCAGUACGCAGGAAGCCACGAAUAGCCGUGUUUUCAACAGGGAAGGAAUUGCUCCAGAACGAUGGUGCUCAGAGUGAUGCACAGCGGAUAAUGGAUAUCAACGGGCCCUGUAUCACCGCUAGUUUGACGGACUGGGGAUGCGAUGUGGAGUUCCUAGGCGUCAUUGACGACAAUGCCUCUGCUGUGUCUGGAAGGAUCAUGCAACAACUUCAGCUUCGAGAAUAUGAUAUCCUCAUGACAACCGGAGGAGUAUCUGCUGGCAAAUUCGAUUUCGUUAGGAAGGCAGUCGAAAGUAUCGGUGCUAAGGUGUUGUUCCAUGGAGCUGCAAUUCGACCAGGACACCCUGUGUUAUUUGCGACUCUACCCUCUGGACGAUAUGACAGUACAGGAGGCAGAGAUUAUCCAUUGAAUAAACAGACAAGCACGGCAUUAUUUGGAUUACCGGGUAAUCCUGUAGCUAGCGCUGCUUGUCUCCGUUUUCUCGUGGUCCCUUUACUUCGGCAGUUACUCUCAGAGCAACCAGAGAGACCCAUGAAAGCGACUAUCAGGGAUGGAAACUUACCAUGGAAAGGAGAAAAGACGUGUAAUAUAGGAGUCGCAAGUGAUAUCAUUACGCGACUCCCUCCUAACACAGACGUAUUUCGCGCAGGACGCUUCACACUUCAGCAGAGUGAUAAGUUUGAAGUUGAGAUCAUCCACGACCACAGCCCCGGGAAAAUAAAGCCUUUUCUUGGUGCGGAUUGCUGGAUCCAUAUACCAAGAGGACAUACUGAGUUGAAAGAUGGUGAUGCCUUGGAUGUAUAUCCCAUCUGCAAGCAGGAACAUGGCCUCGCUGCUUUACUCAGGAGUUGACAUUGUCAAGCGGGCAUAAGUUUCGAAGCUCUUCCAUUCCUCCUUAUUGUUGGCAUUAAAUAGCCAUACCUCAUGGUCGGGUCGAAGCAUCUUCCCUUUCAACUCUUUCACAACGAAACUUGGCCCGCAUUUUCCUUGGAGCACGUUCUGCUGCAAUCUCUGAAGCGCACCAGGGCUCCAGACAGCCAACAGCGGCUCACAAUAACCA
This is a messenger RNA of Paecilomyces variotii, 1929 nucleotides long. RefSeq names its product molybdopterin biosynthesis protein. Gene Ontology annotation, cellular component: cytoplasm; cytosol. The record is from RefSeq and is a predicted model, not a curated record. Lineage: Eukaryota; Fungi; Ascomycota; Eurotiomycetes; Eurotiales; Thermoascaceae. Gene Ontology annotation, biological process: Mo-molybdopterin cofactor biosynthetic process; molybdenum incorporation into molybdenum-molybdopterin complex. The coding region runs from base 282 to 1721 and encodes 479 amino acids. The transcript has a single exon. Gene Ontology annotation, molecular function: molybdopterin molybdotransferase activity.